CACACAUAUACAUCAGUAUGUCUUUAGCACGGGUAGCGCUAUACAGUCAGCGAGCGGAGAAGCCCGUUUAGUAUUCCGAGCACAGGGGAAGAGAGGGAGGGAGGGGAGAGUGAAAUACAAAGAAAAAAACAGGGUGAGAAGACAGAAAACACAUUCCAAGACAAGAAAAUAGGAAAGGAUGAGAGGGGAGCGGAGAGAUACCAUAUUGUUCAUUUCUCCCUCUCAGUCUACCCCUCCGCCUUAUUCUUCCAUCCCAGGUGCAGUAUUUGAGCCCAUUUUCCUGUCUUGGGGUAGAGGGCGGAAUGUUGAUUUUUAACGCGUCGCAUCUGAAAAAUAGGCUAGUGUUUGGAUGAAAAAGGCAGGUAGGAGAAAGAGCAGUCUCUGAUACAACAUAGAGGUGAUGUUGGAGCCAUUUAUAAGACAUUCUAUGAAUCUAGGUUGGAGGAAAACCAGGAAAACUACUGCAUUCCAUUGAAUCUGCUUGGAACUACAUUACCCAGAGCUGAACCGUGCUCUAAAUGCUGUUAGAGCUAUCCCUAUCUCUGUGACAUUAGAAGAAGAAGAACACAAACUAGUAUAAGGUUAUGAAUUUGUUGGAAGCAUAACCAAGUGCUGUUCAGCUGUGUUGUCAUUGGUGGAGAAAACAUUUCAAACAUGACAGGGACUCCUAGGCUUUACAAACAACUCUAAUACAGGAAAAGACAAAGGGGUGGGUUUGGCUCACACAUUUAUUGGCGUGUCAGUCAUGGAGGGUCUCUGCUAGACUCCGCCUAAGUAAACACCGCCUGACAGAGCCCCUCCCCUUAUUCCUGGAUUGGUCCAAUCUCCACCGUCCCCACCCAUUUCUCCAGACCAUCCAAGGAACGUGGCCGGAUCGAACCUCUUCUCACCCAGGUGCCGUCCGUUUGGUGAGGGCGGCGAGGGCUGUGCUGUGAUUGGUUGACUGCGGGUGGGAGUGCAAUGCGGAUUGGAGGAUGUCGGGGGACUGGGAUGAAGACCACCUGUGUAAGAAGGCUCUCACUCUGGUGGAGGAGUUGUGCUUACACUCCUCAGCGAAGGACAGCCAUGAAGCCAGCUGCCGAGACUUUGUCUACAUGAUGAGGGGACAGCAGCACGAAACAGAGAUCUCUGUCAGCCUGUUGUCGGUGAUCGUGACGUUCUGCGGGAUCGUCCUUCUCUCAGUCUCUCUCUUUGUCUCCUGGAAGCUCUGUUGGUUGCCAUGGAGAGACAAGGAGGGUGGGGGCCUGAGCUUGACAUCGGGGCUGAUGCCCGGGGGUGUGGGUGGGAUGGGCGGCAGUGGGGGGGCCUCCCUCCUACCUCCUGUCAUGCAGAGGAAGGCGUCCCACUCCUCACUCUACCCUUCCCUGGCCCAGUCUCAGCAGCAUCACCCCCACUUCUCUGACCUGGUGGGGGUGGAGAGUGGCCAGGGGGUGGGGGGCGUGGUGGGAGGCCCGGAGCAGACCCAGGAACACUCCUACCUGGACAUGGACUCCUACCCCAACAACGCUGGGAAUCUUAAAUUGAGCCAGACGUCUCCAGAGUUGCCCCCCACCACUGAGGGGGGAGCCGCCCCACCCCACAAAGACAUGCCCAACGCCCACUCCCAGCAGCAGGUCACUGCACGGCCCAAGCCCAUGACUCACCAGUUGUCCAGCCCUGAUUUCCAUGGUGAGGAGAAGAGCGAGCAGGUGACCAGCAUUGGCCAAAUCAAACCGGAACUCUACAGACUGCGUGGGGGCGACCAGGGGGAAGGGAAAGCAGGGGACAAUUGCGGCAAGAUCAGCUUCCUCCUGCGCUACGCCUUCAAUACAGAGCAGCUAGUGGUGAAGAUCCUGAAGGCUGUAGACCUGGCUGCCAAGGACGCCAACGGCUUCUCAGACCCCUACGUCAAGAUCUACCUUCUGCCAGACAGGAAGAAGAAGUUCCAGACCAAGGUCCACAGAAAGACCCUAAACCCUAUCUUCAACGAGACGUUCCAGUUCGGUGUCCCCCUGGCAGAGCUGCACUCCCGGAAGCUACACUUCUCUGUCUACGACUUUGACCGCUUCUCCAGACACGACCUGAUUGGCCAGGUGGUUGUGGACAACCUUCUGGACUUCAGCGAGGGCACAGGAGAAAAGCCUGUCUGGAGGGACAUAGUGGAGGGCACAGCGGAGAAGGCUGACCUCGGGGAGCUGAACUUCUCUCUGUGUUACCUGCCCACAGCAGGUCGGCUCACCGCCACUGUCAUCAAGGCCACCAACCUCAAAGCCAUGGACCUCACCGGCUUCUCAGACCCAUACGUGAAGGCUUCUCUGAUAUGUGACGGCCGCAGGCUAAAGAAGAGGAAGACCUCCAUUAAGAAGAAUACGUUGAACCCCACCUACAACGAGGCUCUAGUCUUUGACAUCCCUCAUGAGGACAUCGACAGGGUGUCUAUCAUCAUCGCUGUCAUGGACUAUGACUGUAUUGGUCAUAAUGAGGUCAUAGGAAUGUGUCGUGUGGGCAGUGACGUUGAGGGUCCUGGGAGGGAGCACUGGACUGCCAUGUUGGCCAACCCCCGCAAGCCCAUAGACCACUGGCACCAGCUCGUCGAGGAAAAACUUGUGGCCUCAUUUGUGUCAAAGAGUCCAGCAGCCUCUCCCAAGCCUCACAUCGUGGUGGACAGUCCUCACUCUGAGUAGAACUGUUAUUAUCAUCUUUCCAGUUCCAGACUUUCCUUUCUUUCUGCUCAUCUGUGAAUAAUUAUCUCCAUCAAACAAAGAGAGAUGAGGAGACACAUCGACUGCUAUUCUACUGCUACUGCUGAAUAUUCCAACUCCUGUCCUGUCGCAACGAAGCAAAGGAAAACAGAAUCUACAUUCUAUACAAGCAACACUUAGAACGCUGACACACACACACACACACACACACAGUGCUUCAGGUUAGUGCCAGUAAUUCAUCCAGGAGGAGUGUGAUGAUGCACAUUUCUCCCUCCAAUCAAACCUGGGCCUAAGGUUUCUGCUCUGUAUGGACUUCAAAAGACAUGUGUCAAUGCUUUACUUUAGGCCAUUACUAUACAAGUGUAGGAGUUAGGAAACAUCCAUGUAGUGUUUCCAGCAGGACAAACAUCAGUUGUGGAGACUCUAGUGGUUUGGGCCUACCCUCUGGAUCUGGGCUUUUCUGGCUUCUUUUAGCUGGAGGAAGGAACCUUUGCUGGUCGUUAUUAUUGAUGUCAGGGGAGGGAGAAAUGUGGAUGAACCCAUCUGCUGAAGCAUGUUACGUAACCUUGAAAUGUGUCCUUUCGCCUCAUUAUUUUGUCACCUUCUUCAUGGUGCUCAUUAAUGUGAAUUUGCUUUUAUUUUUCUAUUUGUUUGGUUUUGGGGGUUUGUGUAAUAUAAUCAUCCAGAAAGGAAUUUAUCCAUAGCAUUUUUUUACGAUCCACUAAGGAUGUGAUCGUGAGUACUUGAAGACCUGAACUAUUUGAGCGCCUUGGGAUGUUACAGGAAUAGUGUUCCCCUGUUUGGACAUACUGGCAGACUUUACCCCAGAGGACUCUACAGGGGAACUGUGAUGAGGACGGACCUGCUCGGCUUGGAGUGCACUUACUGGAAAUGUAUCCUACAGGGAAGGAUUUCACCAUUAUAUCGAAUUUUUCUAUCAUUCCAAGAUUUUGUUUUUGCGGAAAGACAUUAUUUAAUUUGAAAAUAUAAAAAUUGUCUGCAGUCCAUCAUGUCUCCGACUGGACGACAACAUUAGAAGGACACACACAUUUGUGUUGCUUUGAUUUGUGUGUAUUUCUGUGUUUGUGUGUGUGUUUUGUAUUUGUGUGCGUCUGUGUGUGUAUGCCUGUAUGUUUGUGUGUGUGUCACUGUGACCUUCUGUGUGACACGUUUCUGUGCUCAUGACGUCCCUAUCUUCUACCUGUCCUCACGGCCCCACACCAUUCCUAGCAUCCACAGACUGAAACUCCUGUCUUUGAACAAAAUGUGUCUUCUGUCCUGUGUGUCUUAGAGGAACCAUUUGUGUGUAGGACCCAUUGCACUUGUUGGGGAGUGGGAAACUAGGACCCAUUGCACUUGGUGGGGAGUGGGAUCCCUGAUGAACAGUCGGUCUCUCACAGAGAUUAGAGUGUAUUGUGUGUGUUGUUUCCCAGAUCAGCUGUCCGUCACUCAAAAGUGCCCCCCCCCUGCCUGAUCUAAGUAACUGUGUUGGUUGUGUACUUCUUUUAGUAAAUGUGUACUGUGUGUCUGAGGGGAACCAGUUGGCACCGUGAUGUUAGAUACGUUUUGAUUACUUGAGGUAGAAUUUUGGGCUGAGUAAUGACUCUUUUAUGUCCCCUAGCAGUCCCUCCAAACGGGGAGACAGAGAGGGGGUAGUCAUGCCCUUUAUCUUUAGUGAAAUACGAUGACCCCCUGUUUACGCUCUGCACUUCCUCUUUAAGCACCAUGUGGCUACUGCCAUGAGAGAACCAUGUCUACCACCACUUCUGCUACUAUAACCUCAACUAACAGUUAGCACUACUAAUGCUAUGGCUGCCAUUUCCCCUUAAACGCAUUCAGGGGGAUCCAGUUACUAUUCCAACUUCAGGCCAAGGAAGUGCAGGGAUGCUUACUGGUAUGCUUGGUAUGUACACUGAUUAAAGCCGUAUAUCCCACAUCAUAGCCAGAAGUUUUCCAUCUGGAACUGUAUGUCUGCUCAGGUUGUUCUGGGAGGUCAUUGAUCUGCCUGUAUAAGUAGAUACUAUAGUAUUGAUCCAUUGGCCUAUCUCCAGGCUCUGUCUCUAUCCCUCGCAGUCCACAUGAUUCUCUGCCCCAUAACACUGUGGUGUUAGCACUCAGCACUGGAGGUUGCUAGUGUGCUCUCAGUAUUACCCUCCACCUCUCUCUCUCUCUCUCUCUCUCUCUCUAAAUAUACCUUUCUCUUGCUCCUUUAUCUCUUUCUAUGCCUGCCUGCCUGCCGCUCUCUCUCUCUCUCUCUCUCUCUCUCUCUCUCUCUCUCUCUCUCUCUCUCUCUCUCUCUCUCUCUCUCUCUCUCAAUAUAGCUUUCUCUUUCCCCUUUAUCUCUUUCUAUGCCUGCCUGCCGCUCUCUCUCUCUCUCUCUCUCUCUCUCUCUCUCUCUCUCUCUCUCUCUAAAUAUACCUUUCUCUUGCUCCUUUAUCUCUUUCUAUGCCUGCCUGCCUGCCGCUGUCUCUCUCUCUCUCUCAAUAUACCUUUCUCUUUCCCCUUUAUCUCUUUCUAUGCCUGCCUGCCUCUCUCUCUCUCUCUCUCUCUCUCUCUCUCAAUAUACCUUUCUCUUGCUCCUUUAUCUAUUUCUAUGCCUGCCUGCCUGCCGCUGUCUCUCUCUCUCUCUCAAUAUACCUUUCUCUUUCUAUGCCUGCCUGCCUCUCUCUCUCUCUCAAUAUACCUUUCUCUUGCUCCUUUAUCUCUUUCUAUGCCUGCCUGCCUGCCGCUGUCUCUCUCUCUCUCAAUAUACCUUUCUCUUUCUAUGCCUGCCUGCCUCUCUCUCUCUCUCUCUCUCUCAAUAUACCUUUCUCUUUCCCCUUUAUCUCUUUCUAUGCCUGCCUGCCUCUCUCUCUCUCACUCUCUCUCUCUCUCUCUCUCUCUCUCAAUAUACCUUUCUCUUUUCCCUUUCUCUUUCUAUACCUGUCUCUCGCUCUCUUUGAUUGCUUGUUCUCCCACUCUAUUUCUGAAAACUCCCUUUUCCCCACUUCCCUCUCUCUCCACACAGCCAUUCACCCCCUCUCUCUGCCUCCCUCCAUCUUGCCCGCUCUCUCUGUGUGUAGGACUCCUCUCUCCUCUGUCUCUCUCAGUGUUAGUGCAGUUCUGAAUGGACAUUGGGAAACAUGUGUGCAUGCUUAUAUUAACAUGAAUGAUGUCAACUUGAUGCAAUGAAAAUUAGAUAUGUGAUGCUUUAAGCAAAACCUGACAAUGAACUUGAUAUUAAUACUACUAAUGACGGAAAUGGAGACCUAGCAAUCGUUCUCUCUGUAAUCAAAACAAUGAUGAUAAAUAACAUUGUUUAUCCUGUAUAUCUUCAUUAAAUAGUUAUUCCUGAUUUAAUUUUUGAUUCUUUAAAAAAUAUAUAAUUUCUUCAGAAGUUUACUUUUUAUAUGGGUUAAACGGAUAAAUAGACAUUUGAACAGAAGUGAGACAUUCAGUCUGAAAUGCUUGUUUCAGCCAGAGAGCUAGGGGGAGGAGGGUGAAGAGGAAGAUGAUGUAGGUGAAUGUGUGGGAGAUGGUGUGGCUGAAGCAAUGAUCAUGGAAAUAAAGGAUAUGUAUCAUCCAGCCUCA
Oncorhynchus mykiss (rainbow trout) is the source of this 6251-nucleotide messenger RNA. The record is from RefSeq and is a predicted model, not a curated record. NCBI's taxonomy places the organism in Eukaryota, Metazoa, Chordata, Actinopteri, Salmoniformes, Salmonidae.